AUGAAGCCAUGUUUCUUCACAAAUCUACCAUCAGAAAUCAUUCCCAAUAUCCUCUCAAGGCUUUCUGUUCGGAGCAUUGCAAUUAGCAAGUGUGUUUGCAAAGCAUGGCUUAAUCUACUCGUCACUGAUGAUUUUAUCGAUUCACAUCUUUCCAAAUCCGCCCCUUCCCUAGCUUUUGAUUUCCCCGACGCAGCAACGAUAGAGGGCUCUGCUAACGGUUUGCUCUUUCUACACAAUCUCGACGCUGAUUUCGAUAUUUUCUAUGUAUGCAAUCCGGCCACUCGUGAAUUCUGCGAGCUCCUCUCGCUUCCUCAAGGAAUUGCUUAUGGAUUUGGAGCGAGCAAAAUAACUGGCCAACAUAAGGUGGUCUGUAUUAGCCCCAAAUUGGAUUGCCAUGUUUACACUCUCGGAACAGGUCCGUGGAGACGCGUUGAAGCUGUCACCACCUCGUUUGAUUACAGCUAUAGUAUCUUUGGUACAUACGUUAAUGGAAAUCUCCAUUGGAUAGUAUCCUCGGAUUCUAAUGACACGGAAUGGAUUUGUUGCUUUGAUGUUGAGAAUGAAUGCUUUAGCACCUUUCCUGCACCUCCGCCUCUUCGAGACUGCAGAUUGGAUAGUCGCAGGCGCUUGUUUGCUUUUAGGGAUUGCGUGUGCUUUUGCGAUGAAUCAUGUUACAAUGAGAUUGCUAUAUGGUUGAUGAAGGAAACUUGGUGCAUGGAUCGUGUCAUCCGCGUGACGCCUUAUUAUGGCAUGUAUGUUCAGCCUAUUGAAGUAAUCGGAAAUGGUGACAUCUUGAUGUUAUGUGAUGCCAAGAUCUUCAUGUACUAUUCCAACAAGACUCAGACGGCCCGAGAAAUUGGUGCUUUCUUUGAUGCGAAAAACUGUACCACCUACGCGAUGCUUCUCAACCCGACCUUGGUUUCUCUUAAGAGUUUGGGUAUGAAGAAUGUAAUCUCAUUUUGAUGGUUAAUCUCAAUUUGUAUUAUAGUUUUCUGGAUUGUGUGUUGCAUACAUUUGUUAAUGAAAAUCAGGAAUGUGUUUAA
This is a messenger RNA of Salvia splendens (bonfire salvia), 1043 nucleotides long. RefSeq names its product jacalin-related lectin 38-like. The transcript is spliced from 3 exons. NCBI's taxonomy places the organism in Eukaryota, Viridiplantae, Streptophyta, Magnoliopsida, Lamiales, Lamiaceae. Gene Ontology annotation, molecular function: protein binding. The record is from RefSeq and is a predicted model, not a curated record. The coding region runs from base 1 to 963 and encodes 320 amino acids.